Messenger RNA from Prinia subflava (tawny-flanked prinia), 7937 nucleotides. It is a transcript of the gene LSAMP, whose product is annotated as limbic system associated membrane protein. NCBI's taxonomy places the organism in Eukaryota, Metazoa, Chordata, Aves, Passeriformes, Cisticolidae. The record is from RefSeq and is a predicted model, not a curated record. The coding region runs from base 522 to 1574 and encodes 350 amino acids. The transcript has 8 exons.
GGGUUAGGAGGGAGCGCGGGGCUGGAGGCUGCACAGCCACAGGACUAUCCCCUCCCGCAUCCCGGCGGCGCAGGAUUCCUCUUGUUCCUUUUCCUUUUUUUUUUUUUUUUCUUUUUUUUUUUUCUUUUUUCUUCCCACCUCUCUUCAUCACUCUAAACGGGUCGAUUUAAUUAUUAUUAUUUCGUAGCUGUUUUGCUACCUGAGUUUUUCGUCUUGCUUAUUUUUUUUACCCCCUUUUUAAUUUGAAGGUUCUUGAAGACUUUUUUUGGAAAGCCUAAAAAAAAAAAAAAAAAAAAAAAAAAAAAAAAGGCAAGGAAGGGAAAGAAGCCAGCAAGACACUGAAAAGAGAAAGAGAAAGUGGCAGCUGAGAAGGACUGUGAAAUCACCUCCCCUUUCUUGGGCUGUCGAUCAGAGCGAGAGUUGUACAUUAUUAUUGUUGUUUUUCUUUCUACGUCUGUCUGUCCACAUACACGGGCAGAGAAAGAGACAAGUACUGACAGUGAAACUCGAGGAGACCAGCCAUGGUAGCAAGGGCUCAGCCUGAUCGGAAACAAUUACCGCUGGUCCUACUGAGAUUGCUUUGCCUUCUCCCUACAGGGCUGCCAGUCCGCAGCGUGGAUUUUACCCGAGGUACCGAUAACAUCACCGUGAGGCAAGGGGACACAGCCAUCCUCAGGUGUUAUGUAGAAGACAGAAGCUCCAAGGUGGCCUGGUUAAACCGUUCUGGCAUCAUUUUUGCUGGAGAAGACAAGUGGUCCCUGGACCCUCGAGUAGAGCUGGAGAAGAGAAACCCCCUGGAAUACAGCCUGCGGAUCCAGAAAGUGGAUGUCUACGAUGAGGGGUCCUAUACUUGUUCGGUGCAGACACAGCACCAUCCCAAGACUUCCCAGGUUUACUUGAUCGUGCAAGUUCCACCAAAGAUCUCCAAUAUCUCCUCGGACAUCACCGUGAAUGAGGGCAGCAAUGUGACCCUGGUUUGCAUGGCAAAUGGGCGUCCUGAGCCUGUCAUCACCUGGAGGCACCUCACUCCUACAGGCAGAGAGUUUGAAGGUGAGGAGGAGUACCUGGAGAUCCUGGGGAUCACACGAGAGCAGUCGGGCAAGUACGAGUGCAAAGCUGCCAACGAAGUUGCCUCAGCAGACGUCAAGCAAGUCCGGGUCACUGUGAACUACCCUCCCACCAUCACAGAGUCCAAGAGCAAUGAGGCGGCCACGGGGCGACAAGCCUUACUGCGGUGCGAGGCGUCAGCAGUGCCCACGCCUGACUUCGAGUGGUACAGAGAUGACACCAGGAUAAACAGCGCCAACGGUCUGGAGAUAAAGAGCACGGGGAGUCAGUCUCUGCUGAUGGUGGCCAACGUCACUGAGGAGCACUACGGGAACUACACCUGUGUGGCUGCCAACAAGCUGGGAGUCACAAACGCCAGCCUAUACCUUUACAAACGAGUUUUACCCACACUCCCCAAUCCUUUUCCAGGACCCGGCACAGGGAGAGUAGACAACGGCUCCAUGAGUUUGGCCGUCCCACUGUGGCUUCUGGCAGCGUCCCUGCUCUGCCUACUCAACAAAUGUUAAUACAAAUCAGAAUUAAAAUAAUAAUAUUAAUAAUAAUUAAAAAAACAACACGACAACAACAACAACAACACACAAAACAAAACGCGUUAUACAGGAGACAGAGCGAAGAGAGGGGAGAGAGAAAAAAGGGGGGGGAGAGAGAGAGACGACUGUUUCUUUCACAACUUUUGUGUGUUCAGGAGCGAAGAGGGGGGAGAGGAAAAAUUACAGCAAAGAAGACUCAGCAACUUUUAAUCCAAAACCUGAAAAGCAAAAGCCGGCUGUCAAGUCAUCAACUGCCUAGGAGGCAACACGAAGCGAGGGAGAGGAUAGGGCACCAGCAAGGAUCGUGUCGCCGGAGGAUGCUGCAACAGAAACAAUCCAACAAAACCUGCAAAGCCAAUCAAAAAGAAGAUCCCUUUUCUUUUCUCUCCUCCUUCCUCUUUUCCAUACUCCCUCACUUUCCUUCCUUCCUCCUCUUUCUUUCUUUUGCAGAAAGAGGUCUUUGCUUCGGUGUCUAUAGCCAUUUAACUUUUUGGAUGCCCUGGGUCAUUUUUGUGAGCUAAUGCUCAGCCAGUUCAUACUUUUAAAAACAAAGCUGAAAAAAAAAAAAAAAAAAAAAAAAAAAAAAGAGAGAGAAAAGAAAAAAAAAAAGCCACAAACCAGAGCAAGUCACCUGAAGCUCUUUGCACACUGGUGUCCUGUGAAGAACCCCUUCCUCUCUUCAUUUCACCCUGCGCUCAUGUGCACCCAGUCCUUGCUAAACACCUUCUUCCCUGUUCCCUCCUUCAUGCAACAUCACCCCCACAGGCCUGAACUAAAGCUGUGUCAACUCUACUGAAAGCCUACUUUUCUUUCUUUUCUUUUAAAAUCCUCUUCCUUCCCCCCUUCAAUUCAGCCAGUUGUCUUUCUCUUUCUCCUGUGUAUGCCUGUGUGCGUGAGUGCAUGCAUGUGUGGCUCUUGCUCCGUCUUCACUCUUUCUCUCUUUCUCCUGCUCUCUCUAAGCAUGCAAAACGAACAGUCCAUGUGUACAUAUGCUCAUCCUGUUGUAGAUAAUGUCCUGCCUUGUAAGUGUCAGACAAGAUGCAGAGAGAUCACUUUGACAGAGAAGAGGGGUGAGGAGAGAGGGGCAGCUGCAACACAGGUUCACAUUGUGUCCCCUCUCCUGUGUCCUCACUGGCUUUUUGUCUUCUGGCCACCUUGCUUGCAAGAAUCAGUCUGCACCCUUGUCUAGGCUUUUUUUCCUCUCCCACCUCCAACCUGUUUGGCUCUCAGCCUCCAAGUACCAGCAUAGCAGCCCGUGCUAUGCAUGAGUGCUUGCACACGCGCAUGGGGGUGUGCACUCAUGUGCAAUUGUCCAAGAAAGCAGAAGAAACCAGGACUGGCCUACAACACUAUGGACUGAAGAGUGCAGCCACUGUUCCUCCUGGGGAUGGGAGGCUGGGCUGGUGGGAUGUGAGUGAUGAGACCUUGGAUGUCACUAAGCAGCCAUUCCUUUUAGGUAUAGGUAUAUAGGAACGAUACCUCAACAUGAAAACCACAGUCUGGUCAUUCCUAACCAUUUUGGUAGACAUGCAAAAAUAGAGCCAAUACCCUUUUUUGUUGCUUUGUUGUUUUUGUUCUUACUGUCCUCCCCAGUAUAAAAGGAAAUGUAGGCUGUGUAAGGGUGAAUGUGUGUGUGCAUGCGUGUGUGCUGUAUACCACUGCUAUUACAAAACUCACUGCAAAUUCCACAUUGGAAAGAAAUCGGGUCAGAAAAUGUCCAGGAUAUGUGAAUGUAAGAAAUAAAAUAAAUGUCAGGUCCAAAAUCCUGGGCUUACAAAAAAGAAGCUUAAAAUGAUGCAGCAAAGCAGCGGGCAACGUAAUUUUCCCUGCUGUUCUCCUAUCUCAAGGGUGCUGCUGGUCUUUCUGGAGAGUGCCCCACAAUUCCCGUGACAGAAUCACAUACAGAGGUGCCAAUGAGAGAGGCUUUAGUGGUUCCCAGAUGAGGAGAUGAGAAAAAGCUGUGAGAAACAGGACUGAGAAAAUGCUGGGUAGUGGCUGGAAUUUACCACACCAGCACAAGGUCUGCUGCAGGAGCCAGAGUGAGCAAGGGCUGCAAUGCCUGUGUGUGGUUUGGGGCAGAGGGGAGAAGACUCCUGUGUCCCCUGGCCUGUCAUGAGCCAUAGUAUCCACCAGCAUCAAAGAUGUUAAAACACAGGGUUUAUCAGGCAGGCGUUUUUUGGAGAGAGGGAUGUGCAGGAGAGAUCUUUAUUUAGCUCGCCAAAGCUGAGUGACCAUCGCACGACAGCACAGCGUUUCACAGGCGCUCCUCUUUCGAGCAGCAGCCCGUUUGCUCCUCUGUCUUUGCCCUGGGCACGGGGCGGUGGCAGCACGCUUGGCAGCCGUGCUCACAUGCAGGCAAGGGGGAAACAGCCUGGCCUUGCAGCGUGCGGGAGGGGAUACCGCCAGGUGCUCCCUGCCAGGAGGGAAAGCAGGAAUUGCUGCCUGCCAGCCCGUCCCCAGCUUUGUGCGGGUGCGGCGCGGUCCUGCCUGCGCCCAGUGCAGUGCCAGGGCCUCGCACUGCGGCACUGCCGGCGCUGCCCCUCGGCGCUGCCCCUCGCGCUGAGCUCAGCUGCUCCAAGAAGCACAAGGCACACGAUUGAGCAGGGAGUCAAGGGCUCCUCCCAGGCAGCCAGAAGUGCAAGGAAAUUUAUUGAAGAGAGACAUGAGUGGCUGAAGUUUGGGCAUUGCAAGAGUUGGUGCAGAGCUGCUGUGGGAUUGGAUGGUGGUAAUUUACGCUUCUCCCGACCCCAAGCCAUACCUGCAAGAGGGUGCAAGUUGCAAGUGGGCGCUGGUGUUUGAAAUCCACCCAAGGCAUCCAGGAAUGGCUCCCUUCCUCCAAAAUAGGGCAGUCAUUGAUGAGACUUGGGCAUCUCCUUUGGAGACUGGUGUGUGUCAGCCCAUGAAAAAAAUGCCCUGCAUCCUUCAGAGCAUUCAGACAUCCCAGUCCUUGUGCCUAACCUUCAGGUGGGACAUCUAAUUCAGAGUCUUAGUAACAAGUCCAGAUUUUCUGCUGCUUCCACUUUCCCCUGGUCCAGCCAUGAGCUGAUCCUGGUCCCAGAAGCCAGGUCUGGGAGCUGCACCUUUGCCUGCACACUGGCACGAGGAAAGACAACACACUGCUCUUUCUCAGGGCAGUACCUAUGCCUGGAUUCAUUGGCACAGGCUUAAUGAAAAAGGUGGGCAGCCUGCAGCGUCUUGCUGUGCCAGGCUGCUCCUAAGGGCUGAGGACUCAAGCCCACUUUAGGUUCUUUGAUGUCAACGUGGUUGCUAUAGUAGUGCCUGUCCCAUGUGUUCUCUGCACGUGUUUUUGUCACUGUGGGGUCACUCCUAGGCGCUGGGGUCACACACAUCAGACCCCUGUGGUGUGGUGGCAGUCAUCAAGUCCCAGCUCCUCAUUAUCUCACAUCUGUUUUGGUUUGAAGGAGUCUUGAGGGGAUGUUUUUUUAGAUGUCAAGGCACAGAGGUGUAUGGUUAAAAGGGAAGUAUCUCACUAAAAGCAGGGCAUCCAUUUUUUUUAAGCCAUCUGCCCAUUAGUGGGGGAAAUGGCCGCAGUCCCAGUGCUGGGAUCUGGUCUUUCCUGCAGGCCCUGGUCAAAUCUUUGCUGCAUGGCUGUGAAACAGGGUGAAGACCAGUUAAUUGCAGACCUCUCUGAGAAAAGCCACCAGCACCAAGUAUGCCUGUUGUCUGCAGAACUGCUGGGAGCCCCACUUCUGGCAUUGUCUGUUCCUAGCACAGCUGGAAGAAUCGUGGGUAGGUUGGAGCUUGAUUUUCUCCAAGAAUCUAAUCCUGUGAGCUGCCAUGAGCUUCACAGGGUGCUGUAAAAAUCCCUGUAAAAAAAACUCAAGCUGAACUCAAGCUCUCCUGAACUUUGAGAAACUGCUCAAAGCACCUGUCGAGAGGUGAGCCCAGAUGAAUAUAGCAAACACAGGCAAGGUCUAAUGCCUUUUCCCAUUCUUUCUCCCCUCCACCCUCUGAUGGAGAUGUUGCAAUGGCUUUUCUCAUGUCUCAGACCCUUCUCUCUGAAAUUGUUUCUCAUCAUCAUCUCUUUUCCCCAUUUCCAUUGCUAUCUUUCCCAUCACCUCCCACAAAAGCUGUGUUCUUGCUUCCCGCUGCCUCUCAGCUGGUUGGGGACCAGGGAAGAUGGGAGUUUGGAAUGGGACACCAGUUCCUUGAGCUUGUCAGUGUAAUUGUGUUUGAUUGAUGGAGAUUUAACAUUUAGUGUUAUAAAAAGAUAUGAACAAAAUGGAAAAAAAAAGUUGUAUUUCUUCUACUGGUUUGUAAAUAUUACAAGAGUUACAUGAGACGUCUGGUAAUGUCCAAGCAGAGGAACAAAACCUUAGAUUUCAUAUAUGGCCCCAUAAUUGCUAGCAGAUUUCUAACCCUUUUCGGAUGACCGAGAGGAGGGGUGAAGGCAAGACUUUCCAAAAGGAACUGGACAGGGGAACUGCAGCCGCCCCGAGCCACAGGAACUCCAUGCAUGAUUGUAGCAUGUCGCUUGGAGCGCGUGCCUGGUCAGAUGGAAAACGAAGCAAACGCCUGUCUCUGAACGGCUGGGAGGGGCGACAUGGGAUGCUCCAGCCGACACCUGUAUCUUGGCAGUCGUGUUCAUUUCUGUUCGUUUGCGGCCCCACACUCGCGGGCUCGCUGCUCAGUGACACACCCUCUCCUCCUCCCCUGUACCCGCUUUCUUCACCAGUGAAGUUGUGUCGCCCCAUGCUAGCCCCGAGUGCAUGUGAACGUGCCAUUCAUGGAGAUUUCAUUGGUGACAUGCAUUGUGUCAAGAGUUGGUCUUUGUCUGCACAUCUUUCUCACUCCGCUGACUGUUCACCGCUUGGGCAGAUCGCUCGUGCACUGCUGCUCGCCCCACUUUUGGUCAAAGAACAUCCAAGCCCCACCAGCUCUUCUUAGCUCCAGGUGCAUCCAGACCAUGCCCCCAGGCCACCUGUCUGAGCAACCCGGUUCUGAAAGUCCAAGCACACAGCAUGGACAAAGCCACCAUCAAAAGCCAUGUAGUCUCCAGGCUGAGUGGAAGCUACACAUCUGGAAGGAAUUAGGGGGAGCAGCAGAAAGUCCUGAUGAAACAAGAGGAUCUGGGAAGUCGGAGGAGUUAUGCUAGAAUCCUUCACAGCCUCACCAGCAGAAGAUGAUUCAGCUCAGUUUUUGUGCAGUGUUUCAUCACUUCGCCCUUCCCUGGUGAGGGAAUCUAUGGGCACAGGGAAACACUUCUCCUCCCAACCCCUCACACCUUUGCUUCCUCUCCUCCAAGCACACUGACCUGCAGCCCAAAUCAUCAUGGUGCUUGAUGUGAUGUAGCAACUGACAUGGGGGAUGGCUGACCAAGAGAGUAUGACAGAGGAGGUGCCAGGGGGGUGAGCAGUUCUCUCUUUCUCUUUCUCUCUCUCUCUCUCUCUCUCUCUCUCCUGAUGGUGCACAAUCUUACUUCUUCUCUGACUCAAGGACUCAAAACUUCUUGAGUUAGGGAUGCUGGGAGCAAACUGUCCUUUGGGAAGAGCGAAACUUGAGGCAGGGAAGCAGUGGAGAAGCUGGAUGGUAAUCUCCAAGAUGUGAUGCCAGUGGAAAAGGGUAGGGAUGAGUGCUGUCCAUCAUACCCAUGCGCAGAACUCUCAGGUUCACCAGCGAGGAGACCAUGGCCUCUCAGCGUUAAUCUUAGAGUGGCUUCAUUUCCAGUGGGAUGCCCAGAAGACAAUUUUUUUUUUAAUUGCAUGACUCUGCUGACUAAGAGCUGUGUCACACCACUAAAACCACUUUCACUUUUCCUUCUUGUAACUUGCUAGAACAGUGAUCGGGCAGCUCCCAGAGCCCCCCAGAUUUUGCCUAAUGGUUGGCUCCCAUUAGGGCAACAUAUGGUGCUUCUUGUUGUUUCACUCGCUGUAAGAGGGGAGCAGAGCUCAUAUUGGUGAGAGUACGUCGGUAUGGUCCUCUGUACCUCUGUGAGUCAAGGUGAGGGAGUGAGGCGAGGAGACCUGCCAAGGCAGGCCUUGGGCAAGAGGAGGAGCUCUCCUAAUUAGCCCAGGCAGGUGGGAAGCAAAGGAUCCUUCACGUGCUGCAGGCUUGCGUUAGCUGGUGUCACAGCAACUCAGACUGCCUUGAAAGCCCAGUAGAAGUGCCCAGGCAGUGGAGAAGGAGGGGGCAAGGACAGGGGGACAUGACUGCAGCACAGGUGGGGCUGCAUGAGCAGCAGGGCUCCUUGGGCAGUGCAGCUGGGGAAGGGGCAGAGAUUGCAUCCCAGAAGAGCCCUUCUUUCCCUGCCUGUCCUCAUGGUGUGUCAGGAGCUCCCUCCCAGCCUCCCAGGGCAUGCUCACCAUGGGCAAAAAGGGU